Messenger RNA from Olea europaea var. sylvestris, 1389 nucleotides. Its product is annotated as calcium uniporter protein 5, mitochondrial-like. Lineage: Eukaryota; Viridiplantae; Streptophyta; Magnoliopsida; Lamiales; Oleaceae. Gene Ontology annotation, cellular component: uniplex complex; mitochondrial inner membrane. Gene Ontology annotation, molecular function: calcium channel activity; uniporter activity. Gene Ontology annotation, biological process: mitochondrial calcium ion homeostasis; calcium import into the mitochondrion. Bases 196 to 1092 code for a protein of 298 amino acids. The transcript has 2 exons. The record is from RefSeq and is a predicted model, not a curated record.
AAACAGACCGUUAUUCUCGAAUCCACACUAUUUCAGUAUUUGCUUUUCAGUUUUAUCAUAUCUUCUUCCUUUGUUUCCUAAUUUCUUUGAGAUCUCAAUUGAUAUUCUAAAAAAUCAUCCAUGGCCCAUGCUAUAAUUUAGUUACGGAAAAACACGCACUUUUACUAUUCUUAAAGAAAAAAGAAUUUUGGAAAAAUGUGGAGGACUUAUUUUAAUUUGUUCAAACAUGGCAUGGUGCCAGCAGGUUGCGCGAAGAUGGGUGGAUUUCGCUUUGUUGGAUCCACUAGACUGAUGGGUCCGUCAUUUUGUUUCUAUAGUUCCACCGUGGGCGACGGAAGAGAGAAUGGUGAUAAUUGUAAUGGAAAUGGAAAUACGAUGACGUAUGCUGAAGCAAAGAGGCUGAUGAGGCUGGUGAAUGUGGAGGCAUUGAAGGAGAAGCUGGGGAUGAAUAAUAAGGAAAUGAUUUUAUACUCUGAGCUUUUAAAAGCCUGUGAGAGCUUUGGUAUAGCCAAGUCGGCCGAUGAGGCCGCCGCCUUCGCUCGAGUUCUUGAUGAGGCCGGCGUUAUUUUACUCUUCCGCGACAAAGUCUACCUGCACCCUGAUAAGGUGGUUGACCUUGUUAGAAAGGCAGUGCCUCUCGCACUUUUACCUGAAGAUGACCCGAGUAAGUAUGAACUGAAGAAGUUGCAAGAGAAGAAAGAGGAAAUUGAUGUUCUAGCACAUAAGCAGGUACGUCGUAUUUUGUGGUCCGGGUUAGGGCUUGCCGUGUUCCAAGUCGGGCUUUUCUUUCGUCUAACAUUCUGGGAAUUUUCUUGGGAUGUUAUGGAGCCAAUUGCAUUUUUCUCCACCACAACUGGGAUAGUCAUAGGCUAUGCUUACUUCCUGAUCACUUCAAGGGACCCGACUUACCAAGACCUGCUGAAGAGACUCUUUCUCUCAAGGCAGAGGAAGCUAAUCAAGAAGCAUAAUUUUGACGUUCACAAGUUUGUGGAAUUACAGAAGAAAUGCAAAUUACCUGUGCACACAUGUGUCUCUCUCAAAAAGCAGAUGGGCAUAGUAGAAGAACCAGAGGAUCUUUUACCUGGCCAUUGAAACCAUGUAGUUGCUACAGCUUCUUCAAUCUUACAUUUUAAAAUAUAUUUAGUUUUGGAGUCAACCAAAAGCUCCCAUUUUCUUUGAGGGGGACUUGUAUAUUUCUUGCUGGCUUCCUGAGCAAGAUCUUGAAAUUGGACACCGGUCUUUUAAAGUCUUUUUUCUAGAUAACAUGGAAAGGAUUAAUGCUGACAAGUGACAAUUCAUUUUGUUAAGGUUCUAACUAUCAACUGACAUAUUAUUUUGUAUCCAGAUACAGAUUUCACAUGAAUUAGAUUCAUAAUUUUUGUUUUCUUA